Messenger RNA from Alligator sinensis (Chinese alligator), 4060 nucleotides. It is a transcript of the gene KLHL26, whose product is annotated as kelch like family member 26. The record is from RefSeq and is a predicted model, not a curated record. Gene Ontology annotation, molecular function: protein binding. Bases 186 to 1949 code for a protein of 587 amino acids. NCBI's taxonomy places the organism in Eukaryota, Metazoa, Chordata, Crocodylia, Alligatoridae. The transcript has 2 exons.
GGGGGAUUACAGCUCGGUGACUGACGUCACAACGUUCUGUGCUGCAUUUGAGCCUGAGAACCCAGCGUGAUUGCUUUCAAACAGCUCCGUGUUACAGCAUCUUCCCCAGCACAGAAUUCCCCAGGUGCGUCACACGUUUUUGUUUAAUUUAAAAACCAGUCUGUUUCUCUUGUUCUGUUUUUAGCAUGGCUGACAAGAACAGCGCCCUGAAAUGCACGUUCUCUGCUCCUGGCCACAGCACCACUCUGCUGCAGGGACUGGCCUCGCUCCGAGCUCAGGCUCAACUGCUUGAUGUCAUCCUCACUAUAAAUAAUGAAGUGUUUCAGGUUCAUAAAGUUGUCUUGGCUGCCUGCAGCGACUACUUCAGGGCAAUGUUCACCGGCGGGAUGAGAGAAGCCAACCAAGAUGUGAUUGAACUGAAAGGUGUAUCCGCAAAGGGACUGAAACACAUAAUAGACUUUGCUUACAGUGCUGAAGUGACUCUUGAUCUGGAUUGCAUUCAGGAUGUGCUGGGAGCUGCAGUCUUCCUCCAGAUGGUGCCUGUAGUGGAGCUCUGUGAGGAGUUCCUGAAGUCUGCUAUGAGUGUUGAGACAUGUCUUAAUAUUGGGCAGAUGGCCACUACCUUCAGCCUUGCAUCCUUGAAGGAGUCGGUAGACGCUUUCACCUUCAGGCACUUCCUCCAGAUUUCAGAGGAAGAGGACUUCCUCCACCUGCCGCUAGAGCGCCUUGUCUUCUUCCUGCAGAGCAACAAGCUGAAGAGCUGCAGCGAAAUAGAUCUCUUCCGCGCCGCUGUCCGCUGGCUGCAGUACGACUCGUCCCGCCGUGCCAAUGCCAGCCAGGUGCUCUGCCACAUUCGCUUCCCACUCAUGAAAUCCUCUGAGCUGGUGGACAGCGUCCAGACCCUGGACAUCAUGGUGGAAGAUGUCCUGUGUCGGCAGUAUCUGCUGGAGGCUUUCAACUAUCAGAUCCUGCCCUUCCGUCAGCAUGAGAUGCAGUCCCCUCGGACCACCAUUCGCUCGGAUGUCCUGUCCCUCAUCACCUUCGGUGGCACCCCUUACACGGACAAUGACCGGACGGUGAGCUGCAAAGUGUACUAUUUGCCGGACACCAGCAUGCGCCAGUUCAAGGAGCUGACUGAGAUGGAGGUGGGCAGCAGCCAUUCCUGCGUGGCUGUGCUGGAUAACUUUGUCUACGUGGUGGGAGGGCAGCAUCUGCAGUACCGGAGCGGCGAGGGGGCCGUCGAUAUCUGCUACCGCUACGACCCGCACCUAAACCAGUGGCUGCGUAUCCAGGCCAUGCAGGAGAGCAGGAUACAGUUCCAGCUGAACGUCUUGCAUGGCCUGGUGUAUGCCACGGGGGGCAGGAACCGGUCGGGGAGCUUGGCCUCUGUUGAGAAGUAUUGCCCCAAAAACAACGAGUGGACCUACGUGUGCUCUCUCAAGCGCAGGACGUGGGGGCAUGCUGGGGCCACGGUGGGAGGCAAGCUAUACAUCUCAGGGGGGUAUGGAAUAUCUGUGGAAGACAAAAAAGCCUUGCACUGUUAUGAUCCGGCAGUUGAUCAGUGGGAGUUUAAAACUCCAAUGAACGAGCCUCGAGUCCUCCAUGCCAUGGUCAGUGCAAACAGCAGGAUUUAUGCGCUGGGAGGCCGCAUGGACCAUGUCGACCGCUGUUUUGAUGUCUUAGCUGUGGAAUACUACGUGCCUGACACCGACCAAUGGACAACUGUGAGCCCGAUGCGGGCAGGCCAGUCGGAGGCGGGUUGCUGCUUGUUAGAAAAGAAGAUCUACAUCGUGGGAGGCUACAACUGGCACCUCAACAAUGUCACGAGCAUCGUGCAAGUGUAUAACACAGAGACUGAUGAAUGGGAAAGGGACCUGCAUUUCCCCGAGUCUUUUGCUGGCAUAGCAUGUGCUCCAGUAAUACUGCCACAAGUGACGACCCAGAGGUAGCCACGCGUGGCCGUGUCCCCCACAAAAUCGCCUUCUGUGUUGCAUGUUGUCAGGACGCUGUGUUAUUCCUUUGUGGUUGUUUGCAAAUAAUGUGCAUUUUGUGGGUGAGGGAAGGAGGAAAAUAGCUUGCAUUCCCUUCCACCUUCCUCUCGUCUAGCAGUCUGGCAGCACAUUCCAUCAGGAGCACUUGUCAGCCAGUUAGACUUAACAGUUGCUGCAGCAACAUGUGCUGUCUCAUUCUGGGGGGGAAGAGGGCGUUUCUCCCCUUCUUUUUAACAACGUUGUGCAUUACAAACACUGACCGCUCAGGAGUACUUGCUAACCUUGUGGUAUGUUUAAGUGUCCAGAGGUGACCUUCCGAAGUGUCUUCUGCUCCAAAAACUCAUUGCUUUGUGUUUCGUCAUGAUGUUUCAUAGAACAAAACCAAAAUCUUUAUAACAUACUGACCUCUGGAAGCAAUAAGGGGAUGCUGGGAACUAGAGUUGAGGUGCUUGGAUUCUGAAAGCAUUCUUGCUUCUUUUCUUUAUCCAUUAGAGGGUGAAUUCUCUCUGACCUCCAAGAGUUUGUGUCACUUCUUUCCUCUUCCCCUUAUGUUACAGAUGAAUGGAUCCCCCUCCCCCCAUCCCCGCAGAUCAUUUAAUGUUCUAGUCAAAACGUGCCUAUUUCAUUGGGGCCCCCAAAUGUGUAAUGCUAAAGGCCAUGCUGGCAGCUUAGUAUGGAAGCUGUAUGUAAAAGGGUAUGAUUUUCAUAAUUGCCAAUACGCAUUUGACUUCACCAGCAAUAAGAAUCCUGCAGCUGUUCAGCUGUGCUUGCACUCUGAUAUAGGCCGAGGGCACGUAGGGACUGCAUUUUAGGACUCCAUUGGCUGUGUCUUUCAAACCCCUUCACUUACAUGUGUUCAUCCAAACUUUCUUUAAUACAACCAAAGAGGUGGAAUGCUGCUUAUCCAAAAGCUCCAAGGUUCCUUCUCAACUUAGAAAUAAGAAACUUGGGAUCUCAAUGCCACAGAAAUCAGUGAAAUGGCAAGUUUUGUUACCCUCAGCUGUUUUGUUUGUUAACAAGAGAUCCAUUGUCAAAGCGCUUUGUGCUUUUUGUGAAAUGCAUGGGGCUUUUUGCGCACAGAAUGCUACUUCUAGAAUGUGUGUGUCGCCCACUCCUCCUCCACCCGUUUCUGUCUUCGAAACAAUUUGACCUGAGAGUACACUGGAAAUAUCUCCCUUCACUGGGCAUUUUGUUCCAAGGGCUUUGGAUUCUUUCUGUACAGGAGAUGCGACCUUUGGAGGAAGCAGGUGUGUUCUGGUAUUAUAUAAAUGCUGGACCGUACUUCCAGUGGCAGUAUACAAUGCCUGUUUUGCUAAUGUAUCAUUGCUCAGACCUGUUCAAAGCAUGAGCUUCAUACCUCAAGUUCUCUUGAAGAUCGUUGUUCUUUGAGAGUUAAAUUAUUUUGGAUGUGAUACAAAUAAGCGUGCAUGCUCCCUGGUAAAGCCCCAAACUUGACAUGUUGAAAUGAUUUUGUGCCAAUGUUACUGUCUCCCUCUGCCCUGGCUUGCCAGGGAAUGAUUAAAGAUAAAGCCCCCAUUUUACUGCGAGAUGCCAAAAUCGAUGUGUAAGCUCUGCUUUCUGGCUCUGCAGCAGUUAACAACGCUGCACCCAUUUGUGCUGACAUUGAUGCUAGUGCCCUAGAAACACUGCAAAAAAAAAAAAAAAGGCUUAUCAAAUAAGGGACAAAAUGUGAAAGGAAACAGAUGUAAUCCAUUAGGAGCCAGAAAGUAACAAAACCAUGGAAUCCCUUUUCAUCAGGAUGCUCUGCUCAUGUUUAAGACACUCUCUUAGGUUCCUAACCCCCCAAAGGGAACCUGCCCUUUCUUCCUUAUCUGUUUGCAAAAUGCAUCUACGUUUGUGUGAAAGAACCACUGGAUUGCUCUUUCUUAUUUUUGUUUAAACUUUCAAAUCAGUAUGUUUUCUUUGCCAGUAAUGCAGCUUGGGACCUGACCUCUCCUGGCUCGCCAAGCUGUGCAGACCCAGUGUUCGCAGGCUACCCCACAAUAAGCAAACUGGAUCGCUCGCAUGGUGGAUGCAGUGAGUCUGUUGAUAAAGGACUUGACAUUUUU